This is a messenger RNA of Laccaria bicolor S238N-H82, 6696 nucleotides long. RefSeq lists its product as uncharacterized. The record is from RefSeq and is a predicted model, not a curated record. The transcript is spliced from 17 exons. Lineage: Eukaryota; Fungi; Basidiomycota; Agaricomycetes; Agaricales; Hydnangiaceae. The coding region runs from base 1 to 6696 and encodes 2231 amino acids.
AUGGCGACUAUGGACACCAGCGGCUUCAGUCAGGUUGGGCGCUACGGUACAAUCAGCCUAAUGAAGCGCCACGAACCCAAUACUGUCGUCACGGCAUUUGGUGUAGACUCGGAAGAAUUAACGUUUGGAAGGGAUCCUGGAUGUAGUGUGAGACUCUACUAUCCAGAAGCAUUCCUUGUUGUCUUGGGCGAGGCUGGCCUCUUCAUCGAUGGUUGCAAAGUCUACCCAAACAAUCCGGCGGCUGGGUCUUUGAUGACCAUACCACUGACGAACAACUCGGAGCUUGAGAUUCACUACAAACGUUUUCGAUUUUCAUACCCCCCCAAAGAUCUCCGCGCCACGCUCAUGGCAUCGCCAGCUCCACCAAGAAACCGCGCACUUCGGCUCUCAAUGAUCCAAUCUGCUCAAGUAUUCACGCCUAGACCAUCGAAAGACCCUCGAGAGAAUCUGCGUGUCCUACAGAGCCCUUUAAAGAACACAUUCAAAAGCUUUAGCAAGCCAUCAUCCCUGUCCAGACCGCCCUUGAACGCACCCGAGGAGGAAGGAGAAAUCGUCCUUGUGGAUGGGAACCACCCCCUUGUCGUUGAAGAAGAACGGGACCUUGUUAUAUUAGAGGACGUUGAAGUCCAACCCCCCGCGCCACCUGUGCCACCGCAAUACCAGGCUCCACCUCAGACGCCACAACGCAAACGGUCUCUCUCUCGAAAUACCCUGCAUCGAGCAGUGCUCAUUCGGAGCGCACAGAGAGCUGUUUUACGCGCCGAAAAAGAGAGAGAGGAAGAAGAGGAAGAGAUGGAGGUUCUCGGAGCCGUGGCUGCCAAUGUCGAGGAGAGUGAUGAGGAAGCAGAUCAAAGUGGCGAAGAAGAGUAUACCGAUGAAGACGAGGACGAGGAAGAGUCGGAACAGCAGACCACAGCACAGAAGUCUCUAUGGAGAAAGAGUUUGGAGCGUAUUUGGCCGUUUGGAAGCUCUAGUGGUGCCGAAGAUGAAGUUGAUCUCAUGGUGUAUUUGAAGGACGAUGGAGCCGAAUCUAACUCCGAUUCUGAUUCUGAGACAGAGCAUACCCCAAUCAACGAGAUACCCCAGGACGAUGAACAAGAUGAUGCUGAGAUGGAGGAAGAGGAAAAUCUCGCCCCUCUACCUACUGUCCCCAUGCAAACUCCCGCUCGGCGAGUCCUAGGCUCCUUCAUGACACCCCAGGCACGAGGCCCGACUCGUACCACCUUCCCUAACUCGUCCGAUACUGGCCAAGCUCCCCCGCCACAACUCGCUCCCGGUGGGAGUGUAGGGCGCCUCUCUCUUGGAGGCAUUGAGGCCAAACGAGUGCCCCUCCCCCAGACAUGGCGCGUCAGGGACAUUGUAGUGCCCAUCAAUCCCGCUCCGCCGUCCACACCUCAGGGAGUCAGGAGGGGAACAGGUUUCUCUCUCCAACAGACUACACCCCGUGCCGUCGGAUUUUCUGGAAGACAGACCCUCACGGAGGAAGAACGGAAAGCCAUACAAGAUCGCAGGCGCAGUGCCUUGCGCGAAGCGGACACUUUUUUCGUUGGUGGUGUUCCGGGAAUGUCGCCAUCCAAGCCAACGCCCGCCUCCUCCUCCUCCUCCGGGUUUGCUGCGUCGAAUUCAUCGUCACCCGUGAAAUUGACAUCCAACCUGUUUGCCAUUCGCUCUCCUGUGAAGCCGGGUCAAGCUGCAGAUAGGAGGGAGAGCACAGGGGACGAUGAAGAUGAGUUAGACACGAGGAGCCUCUUGGAGAGGAUGAAGGAGACAGUGGAGGGUAUGAAGAGAAGGAGGAGUAUGGCACCAGGAGGCGGCUUGGAUAGUACUCCCCGUCCUGGAAGGGAGUUCUCAACUCCUAGAGAGAUUCCUUCUACCCCUCUUCCUGCUCUCUUUGCGGCUGCGGCGGGUCCCAUAAGUGUAAAGCGUGAAGACACUAUGAAUGAGCCGGUCGAGGACAAGGAGCUCAAAUCGGCGAAAGACGUACCUUUCUCCUUGUUAGCUCCUGGAGCAAGAGAGGAACUCCUUACAAGGAGGCAAAGCGUAGUCGUGUUGGAUCAUGCUUCUACCGUGCCCGUGGUUAUUGAUGCAGCUUCGGACGAUGACAUGAAUGUGGACGAGCCUUCUACGGAGAAGACUACCACCACAAAAGAACGUCCGAAAGCAAGGCUUCUACGGUCCAAGAAGAGUGCGGCUGAACCAGAAGAGGCAGAGGUGCCUAUCGAAGAGCAAGAGAGCGCAAAUCUCAAUCUUGAACCUAAAACGAAGGCUAGAACUGGUGCUAGACGAGGUACCACUCCCCGCGUACCAACUCCACAACCUGAACCUGAAGUUGAUGUCAGAGAACCUGACGUUCAUGAACCCAAGCUCAAGGUGCCUAGUUCUCGUCGGACCCGGACGCGUACCGCAGAUCCCGAAGAGACCCCAGUUCCUCCUCCCGUGGUCGCUAAGAGAGGGUCUUCCAGGAAAGCCACCGUCGAACCAGAGGCACCUGCUGCCCCUGCACGACGCGGUCGCAAGGCUAUCGCUGAGCCUGAACCCGAGGAGGGACCGGAGGCGAAAGCCGUUGUUAGGAGAGGUCGGAAGCCUGCUGCAGCUGUCAUCAAGGAGGAUGGGAAUGAAGAUGCAAUUGUCCCUGCACCUUCUACGGUCAAACGGGGUACCAGGAAGGGUGCUUCGACCCCUACUACAGAAUCAACGAAGGGGCAACCAACUUCGUCAAAGCCAGCUACUGCAACAAAGCGAGGGAAGAAGGUUUCGGUUGACGAUGAGGCCGAUCCUCUAGCGAUCGAAGUCCCUGAAGAUGAGACGCCAGCUCCGAAGGCCAAAGGCAAAAAGAAGGUCGUGGCUGUGAAACAGGAGGACGAGCUGGAAGACCAUGCCGCUUUGCCUCCACCACCAAGCAAGAAGCCUGCCAGAAAAGCCACGGCUACCAAGACUCCAGCUGCGAAAUCGCGAGCGAAGAAGACGCCAGCUAGUGCGCCAGCAACCAUUGAAGGCGAGGUAGAUAAGGAGAAUACGCCAAGAUCGAUGUCGCCUGCUACGCCUGAGCUUGCUGAGGAGGGGGCUGUGAAAGUUAGAGUUCCCAGGACGAGGGGAACGAAGGCAGGUGGAGCUGGGACUUCGAAGACGAAAGUUAAGGUAGAGGACACUCAGGAGGUUGAUGAGCCUGCGAGAGACACUAACACCACGAAAACACCAAACAAGAACUACCCCAAGCAGGGUGAAAAAGUCGGUGAAUUUCGUUCCACCGCAAUCGACCAACUCGAGCAAUUAACCAACCCGGAAAGGGGCAAGGACAGGGCAAGGAACACAAAUACGUGUAUCGGAAGCGCAAACGAUGCCCGGGUGGGAAGUGACGGAUACGCGUCUAAGAGGUGUUGCACAUCAUGGAGAGAUGACUGCGGAAACGAAAAUCAUCAACUCAACGAGUUCUAUUUCAAGUUGCACCAGCAAAUACUCGGAGAUUCAAUAGCGCUCGCGGGUGAUUGGUCAUGUAAAAACUUUCUACUAGGUGUUCCCAAACUAAUGACUACCGACAAGGAGGAAGCCUUAACACCAUCAAUUGAAAUUGUCGGCGGUACUGGGAUGUUGAAACAUGUGGUUGUCAAGACGCCAGCUUUUGCCCAGCGACCGUUGAUGAUAAUGGAAAAAAUUCUAAUUGAUAUGGAUGACAUUCCCGAAACUCUUCGAAAAUGCGCCCUGGUCAAUUCCUUCUUCCGAGCUGUCGCACAGAAACGCAUCUUUUCAACUGUUGAACUGGUCCAUUAUGACCAGUACAGUCCACACCCUCCGCAUAACCAAAUAAAAUUUUUGGAUGUCCUCAAUUCUGCACCACACCUGGCUCUCCACGUCCGCUCAUUGCAGAUCCGAUACGUCCAAACCAGCCAGCGCAACGUCGUGGAUUGGACUGCUGUAUUCAAUGAAGUAAACGAACCGAGUGACAAUAUGAUCUCGUCUAUCCUUCCCCUCCUCACGAACGUGCGCAGCAUCAGCCUCGUCGCAGAUCAAUUCCACAGAUGGGGGACGUUAUGCCCCAACGUCAGAUCUGCCCUUAUCUCUUCCUUUCACUCUUCUUCAAUAACCCAUCUCCAGCUCGGCAACAUCGAUGGGAUACCACUUUUCACAGCUUUGGCCGGAUGCAAGUCUCUUGAAGGCUUAUCACUUUUUGGUUCGACGAAUGCCACUUGGGGACUUCCUCCAAGCAAUGUUGAACUUUUACACCAGCGAAAAUCUUGUCUUAAAUACCUGGAAGUGAAGGAGAUUCCGUCAUUCGACAACUUUGUGCUACACCUUCUUGACCCGUCUAUGAGCCCGGUUAAUGUCUUGCAUUUGGAAAGCCUUGUCAUUCAAGCAAGACCCGGAGAGGGUGACACAGGCAUUCCACAAUUGAUUGAUGCUUCUCACCGCACACUCAAGUACCUGGCCUUGUAUCAAGGGAAUAGAUACUGCGGAUUCCCUAUUUCGGCGCCCACACCCCUCACUCACAUCCCUCAUCUGCAGCGCCUAGACGUCAGAUUUAUACUGAUGAAACCGCUUGACCCCCCUUCGCGUUCAUGGCUUUCAAAUCUUUUGGAGACCAUCCCACCAACGAGCGAAUUGAAAGAGUUGAACCUCACAAUCAACAUACUGCGCCUGCCAGUGGAGGCUGUUUCCGAGUCCGACCUGAGAGAUUGGAUGUCCUGGGCCGAUUUUGCCUUUGACCCUACUUCAAAACAGGUUAAUGGCCUUGAUUUGAUCCAGUUCAUCAUUCCUAGAAGUGAGGAAGACCUAGCACAAAAACUUAGCUUAGUUUUUGAGGAGGAUAAACAGUUGGAGCCGCUGCGACGAAAAGGUGUACUUCGUGUAAACUUGGCAGUAACGCACGUGACCUCAUGCCACAAGUUGCCACUCUUUGCCACUCGAACCAGCUUUCAAGUUCAACGUUCGACGGCCACGCCCAUGACUGCAAUCUCCAUGUUCGAGACACUACAACCAGCAUUUCCUUUCGAGAUCAUGGAAAAAAUAUUGAUCGAUGUUGACGACAUUCCCUGGACUCUUGAAGAAUGUGCACUUGUUAAUUCCACCUUUCGCAAAAUUGCACAGAAGCGUCUCUUUUCCACCAUCGAACUGAUCCACUAUGAUCAGCAUGGUGGACCCCAUCCUCCGCAGAGCCAGAUAAAUUUCCUCGACGUCCUCAAUUCUACCCCACACCUGGCUCUUCACGUCCACACACUGAAGAUCCGGUAUGAACAAACUGGAAGCCUCGAGUGGGAGGUUGUUUUUGACGAAUUAAAUGAACCGAGCGACAACGCGAUCUCGCGAAUUCUUCCGCUUCUCGUGAACGUGCGCAACUUCAGCCUCAUCGCCGAUCCAUUUCAUGUAUGGCACACAUUGUGCCCCAGCGUCAGAUCUGCCCUUAUCUCCGCCUUUCACUCAUCUUCAAUAACCCACCUGGAGUUCAACGCCCUCGAUGAGCUCCCACUUUUUACAAUUAUGGCUGGGUGCAAAUCUCUCGAAAGCUUAUCACUUACCGGCACCUUCGGGGGUGAUACGGCCUGGGGAGAAGUGACUCCCAGUACUAUGGAACCCGUUCACCAGCGAAGGCCUUGUCUUAAAUCCCUUCAAAUGAUACAGAUUCCAUUUCUUGAAGACUUCGUAAUGCGCCUGCUUGACCCAGAUACCACUCCUGUUAAUUCUUGGAAUCUACAAAACAUUCUCGUUCAAGGAGAGCCUAUAGGGGAUCACGCGGGACUUGUGCAACUACUCGAUGCUUCUCAUCGCACACUGAGACACUUGACUUUGCUUCAAGGAGACGAAUACUUCGGGGUUCCUAUCACAGCUCCUGUACACCCACCUCUCGCGUGCCUCUUUCAACUUCAGCGCCUAGAUCUCAGAUUUAUAUUUCGGGCACCGCUCGAAUACAGCAAUGAUAACUCCCCAUCGCACUCUUGGUUGUCAAAUUUUCUGGCAACCCUUCCCGAACAAAAUGAAUUCUCAGAGUUGAACCUCAUGAUUGAAGCACGCCGGCAGGAGGAUAUCUCUGAUUUGGACCUGAGAAAAUGGAUGUCCUGGGCCGACUUCGCUUUUGACCCUGCCUCGAAACAGAUCUGCCGUCUUAAUCUGAUCCAGCUCAUAAUUUCAUCGGCUGAUCGAGACUUUGCUCAAAAGCUCAGCCUCGUUUUCGAGGAGGAUGAACAUCUAAACUUCUUCGGGAAAGAGACGGUCCUGUCACCCGGCAAGCGCCGACGCGCGCCAAGUCAGGGUGCUGAACUGUCCCUCGGUGAUCGGACUGUCUCCUCAGGGUCCAUCCCCUUUUGGGAGAGUGUCACGUGCUUUCGCGCCCUUCCUCUUGCGCGUCGCUCACCGACUCCUCAUUUCAGGUCGACCGCCUGCGACCCCGCGCCUAACGCUAGCCUCGGGGACGACAAAGCGUCACCAAAAGAUGCUGUUCAGCAAACUCAGGAGGAGCGAGAGCGUAUUCUUCAAUGGGCAAGAGACAUCGUCAAAAAAUAUCCCUACCAGCCACGGAAAGUGCGACAGGAAGCUGCUCGUGCAAAGAUCUGUUGUGUGCCCACAAGACCGAGCCGCAAAUGUGAACAGCUGGCUGCCACAUCUCAUAAAUGGGGGAGAACCCAGCAGCCUAAAUGCCGAGUAGGAAUUCACUUGUCAAUCACAAUUUACGGCAUUGGACCUUGUCCCGACAAAAUCGAACGCUGA